AUGUCUGAGCCCAACCCCAAGGCCUUCCCCCUCGCCGACGCUGCUCUCACCCAGCAGAUUCUGGACAUUGUCCAGCAGGCUACCCAUCUUCGACAGCUCAAGAAGGGAGCCAACGAGGCCACCAAGACCCUCAACCGUGGUAUCUCUGAGUUCAUCAUCAUGGCCGCCGACGCCGAGCCCAUCGAGAUUCUUCUCCAUCUCCCCCUCCUCUGUGAGGACAAGAACGUUCCCUACAUCUUCGUUCCUUCCAAGGUUGCCCUUGGCCGAGCCUGCGGUGUCUCUCGACCCGUUAUCUCCGCCUCUGUCACCUCCAACGAUGCUUCUCAGCUCAAGGACCAGAUCAUCCAGAUGAAGGACAAGAUCGAGCGACUUCUCAUUUAA
Yarrowia lipolytica CLIB122 is the source of this 381-nucleotide messenger RNA. Its product is annotated as small nucleolar ribonucleoprotein SNU13. NCBI's taxonomy places the organism in Eukaryota, Fungi, Ascomycota, Dipodascomycetes, Dipodascales. Gene Ontology annotation, biological process: mRNA splicing, via spliceosome; ribosome biogenesis; maturation of LSU-rRNA. Gene Ontology annotation, cellular component: U4/U6 x U5 tri-snRNP complex; cytosolic large ribosomal subunit; precatalytic spliceosome. The record is from RefSeq and is a predicted model, not a curated record. Gene Ontology annotation, molecular function: RNA binding.